Messenger RNA from Desarmillaria tabescens, 1534 nucleotides. RefSeq lists its product as uncharacterized. The transcript is spliced from 4 exons. NCBI's taxonomy places the organism in Eukaryota, Fungi, Basidiomycota, Agaricomycetes, Agaricales, Physalacriaceae. The coding region runs from base 419 to 1276 and encodes 285 amino acids. The record is from RefSeq and is a predicted model, not a curated record.
CUCCCUCCUAUGUAAGUAACUUCCAUCGUCGCAUGGGCGAGUAUGCCGAGUUCGACGCAACAGAGCCCUUGAUCCUCUACGCCAUGGAAUCAGGAGAUGUACAGCAGACAGCAGACAGCAUUUCCCGCCAUUGCAGACGCAUUCAUGUCCGAUUGCCAAACCGUGGUCGAUGACCUUCCUAUGGAACAUGCUCCUACGCUCGGACCCCCCGGAAGAUUUAUUCGAAGACAUCCAUUUGACAUUUCACUGUUCACUGUCUUUGGCCUCAGAGAUGUUGUCAGUGGCCGAUCUGGCUGAUCGUUGAAAGAUGAUCACAUGAUCAUGGCACAGUUAACUGUUUAUCGUUACAUCCCUUAAUUUGAAUCCUGUCAAUCUACGCCAUCCACCAUUCCUUGCCUCUUCUUCCUCGUAUAACGCUAUGCCGGAACGUCUUCCUCUCGAACUCCUUAAGGCUACUGCAUCGUCGCCGUAUCUACUAGCGUCUCAACCGCUUAUCCAGUCCACAUCCUUUGCUCGAGAACUUGAUGGCCUAGAACAUGCUUGGGGUCUUCAGCGCGGUGACAUCAACGCGUAUUUUGAGACGGACGAUAACACUUUGCGGUUGAAUUAUUCCUUGCUCGAUUCGUUCAAAGAGUCUCAUUGGCUUUUGGCUCCCACGGGAGAAACCCUUGACCGUAUCGUUGACUGCUACAAUCGCAACCUCAAGAGGAAUGCUCCUAGCCGCAUACCCUUUUAUGAGGUGUGUCCUCUUGCGAAUGAGUAUGAAUACACCAUAAUACCUCUUUGCCUGAGUGGCCCGAUAUUUGGCAAAUCUUCCUCUGGGGAAAUUGUCUCCUUCGCUGACCCAUUCAAUGAUCUUGUGGUUACAUCGAGAGCGAACCCAUUCUUCGUGGCGGCGCUUGCUUCUCGCUACAGCGGCUAUGAAAUUGAAGCACCCGUCUACUUAACUAUAGUAUUAAAACUCCUACGAUUAUUUCGGGGAGCAUAUGCUCUGGUGCCACUCAAGUUCUACGAAGGGAGCCGGCCAGGAGACUUUGGUCGAGAGCUGCCGGAAAGUUACCGUGAUCUACCGCAGUUUGCUUCAGGGAAAUCGGAUUCCCGCGUUCCCGCCCUUACUACAUCGUCUGCUUCCUCUUCCUCUGAUUGUAUCAGACCUUUAAAACGCAGCAAAGAGGAUCUGUCUGAAGAAGAAGAUGAGGAUCAGUAUCAAGAGCGGCACUUCUACAAACGUAUUCAAGUGGAUGCAGGACAUAAAACCAUCAGAAUUUGUGUUUGAUACUGGAAACGACGAAGAGAUUGGAGGUUAUGCUCUCGAGACGCCUCGGAAACUUGUGGAUGAAAUUCCGACAGAUGCAGAUGCGAUAUGGCGAGAGCUAGUGGAGGAGAAAGGAACGGUAGUGAUUUACAUAUAUUGAAACGCAAACGGACACCUGCUCGGUCGCUGUCAUAAUAUUAUUUAGGUGGAUAAUUCUCUAAACUUAUUUGUCGUAUUUGGGUCUUGUGAGUGAUCAAAACCGGGGGAAUUUAGCAUCUG